Molecule: messenger RNA, 1139 nt
Organism: Phyllostomus discolor (pale spear-nosed bat)
Lineage: Eukaryota; Metazoa; Chordata; Mammalia; Chiroptera; Phyllostomidae
Product: olfactory receptor 140-like
Exons: 2
Coding region: 178-1104 (308 amino acids)
Biological process (GO): G protein-coupled receptor signaling pathway
Cellular component (GO): membrane
Molecular function (GO): G protein-coupled receptor activity; olfactory receptor activity
Source: RefSeq, a predicted model, not a curated record
GGUACAUCUUCCUGCAAGCAGGCAUGAUGGGUGAAGGAUGUGCUGGGAGUGUGGGAGAAGAAGGCACGAGAAUGCCUAUAGCAGAAACCUGCAGGAGUGGGGAGACUCAUUCAUACCAUGGAUGGAUGAGCUGCUGCUGUUUGGUAAUUUAGGCCCCAAGAAAGUGUUACUUCUUACAUGGAUCACCUCACACAUCCCAACAAUGUGACUGAGUUUAUUCUCUUGGGACUCACACAGAAUCCACAACUACAGAAAAUACUCUUCAUUGUCUUUUUGUUCAUUUUCCUAUUUACCGUUCUGGCCAAUCUGCUCAUCAUCAUUACCAUUUCCCUCAGCCCCACACUUUCAGCUCCCAUGUACUUCUUUCUCACUUGCUUGUCUGUCAUAGAUGCCCUCUACACCUCUGUCACCACCCCCAAAAUGAUCAUCGACCUGUUGUACCAGAGGACAACCAUCUCUUUGGGCAGCUGCCUGACUCAGCUGUUUGUGGAGCACUUCCUGGGAGGCUCAGAGAUCAUCCUCCUCAUUGUCAUGGCCUAUGACCGCUAUGUGGCCAUCUGCAAGCCCCUUCACUAUGUGACCAUCAUGAGGCAGGGGCUCUGCUGCCUCCUGGUGCUGGUGGCCUGGAUUGGGGGGGUCCUGCAUGCCACUGUACAGAUUCUUUUCAUGGUCCACUUGCCCUUCUGUGGUCCCAAUGUCAUUGACCACUUCAUGUGUGAUCUCUUCCCACUGCUGAAACUUGCCUGCAGAGACACCUAUAGGCUCAGAAUGAUAGUGGCAGCCAAUAGUGGGGCCAUGUGCUUGCUUAUUUUCUCCAUGCUGCUCACCUCCUACAUAGCCAUCCUGAGCUCCCUGAAAUCCCAUGGCUCUGAAGGACAGCGCAAAGCCCUCUCUACAUGUGGAGCCCACUUAAUGGUAGUUGUACUCUUUUUUGUGCCUUGCAUAUUCACCUACAUGCGUCCUGUGGUCACCUACCCUGUGGACAAGCUGGUGACUGUGUUCUUUGCAAUCCUAACUCCCAUGUUUAAUCCUGUCAUUUACACAGUGAGAAACUCAGAGGUGAAAAAUGCCAUGCGGAGUUUGUUGAAGAAGAGAGUAGCUUAGCCUGUUCAAAUGCCAAGAGCGUGAUGAUGUAUAUA